Pseudophryne corroboree (corroboree frog) is the source of this 2459-nucleotide messenger RNA. Its product is annotated as oocyte zinc finger protein XlCOF7.1-like. Bases 236 to 1603 code for a protein of 455 amino acids. The transcript is spliced from 8 exons. Gene Ontology annotation, biological process: regulation of DNA-templated transcription. The record is from RefSeq and is a predicted model, not a curated record. NCBI's taxonomy places the organism in Eukaryota, Metazoa, Chordata, Amphibia, Anura, Myobatrachidae.
UACUUUGGAACGCACAAACCGGUAGUUCACCCUUGGAACGCACAAACAGGAAUUGCUUUACAACUGCUUCCGGGUGGCUUACCAUAAAUAGUUGAGACUGAAUGAAGGAGCAGAAGGAUGAGCAGACUGGUGCAGUACUGUUAAAGUGCAGGUGGAGCAGACUGUGGUGCCUGGCGAACGGCUUACUAUGUGAUGUGUCGCCUAUAGAAGCCCCCUGUAGGAAUAUUGGUGAUAAAUGAUCUCUGUGGCCGUGUCCUAUUUUUAUUGUUUGACUGUCCCUGGGAAGAUGUACAAGGGCAAAAAUCUCAGGACAGAGAAUAUAUUAAACCUCACCCUGGAGAUCAUCUACCUGCUGACUGGAGAGGAUUACACAGUAGUGAAGUCAUAUGGUAAACGUGUGACACGCAGCAGCAGUCGCCGUGUGUCAGGAGGACUGAGCAGGACCAAGAGCCACAUCACGGUGCCUCCACCUCACUCACUGACAGAUGAGAAACACAAUGACCAGAAGAUCCUGGAACUCACCAACAAGAUCAUUCAGAUGCUGACUGGAGAGGUUCCUAUAAGGUGUGAGGAUGUCACCGUCUAUUUCUCCAUGGAGGAGUGGGAGUAUAUAGAGGAACACAGGGGUAUGUACAAGGACGUGAUGAUGGAGAAUCACCGGCCCCUCACAUCACCGGAUGGGGCCAGUAACAGGAAUACCCCAGAGAGAUGUCCCCGUCCUCUUUAUUCCCAGGAUCAUACAGAGGAGAAUCACAGUGUCCCACAUGAUGGUCAGGCUGAAGAUCUCAUUAAUAUUAAAGUCGAAAAUAUAGAAGAAGAGAUCUAUGUGUGGAGUGAUCAGCAGUGUGAGAAGGAGGCAAUUCAUACAGGUAUCAGCACAGGUGGACACAAUAGCACGGGCAAACGUCUAGCUUUAUCUACAGACUGUGAUACGAAAGAUAGCAUCAUGCCACAGGAUUCUACGGGAGAAAACGCCACCCCCCCAGAGUUAUGUCCAGUACUAUACACUGCAGUUCCAUCAUCUGAUCCCUCUAGUAAUGAGGAAAGUUCCCCAUAUUACACAGUUGCUGUUACACAGGAUACAACUCAUACAAAACAUAAACUGUUUCCAUGUUCUAAGUGUGGGAAAUGUUUUCCACUGAAAUCACAUCUUGUCAGACAUCAAAAGUAUCACAAAGGUGCAAAUUCAUUGUCAUAUUCUGAGUGCGGGAAAUAUUUUAGGCACAAAGCAGGUGUUAUUCAGCAUCUUAGAACUCACACAGGUGAGAAGCCCUAUUUUUGCCCUGAUUGUGGGAAAUGUUUCAAACAGAAAUCAGAAAUAGCUCAACAUCGAAGAAUCCACACAGGUGAGAAGCCCUACGCAUGCUUUGAGUGUGGGAGAUGUUUUACUCAGCUGUCAGGUCUUCUUCAGCAUCAUAGAACUCACACAGGCGAGAAGCCAUUUUUAUGUCCUGAGUGUGGGAAAGGUUUUAAGCAGAAGUCAGGUCUUCUUCAGCAUCAGAGAAUACACACAGGUGAGAAGCCAUUUAUGUGUCUUCAAUGUGGGAAACGUUUUAAGCAGAAAGCAGGUCUUAUUCAGCAUCAGAGAGUUCACAAAGGUUAGCCGCCUUGUACAUGUUCUGGAUGUGGGAAAUGUUUUACAGAUAAAUCAAUUUUUAUUAAUCAUUGGAAAAUACACACAGGUCAGAGGCCUUUUUCAUAAAGGGUUUACACAUCAGAAACCUCUUGAUACCUAUCUAGGGUUAUCACAUUUUUAUUUUCAGAUUCCUGCCCCGUAUCUGUGACCAAAGCCGUAGCAGAUUUACAACCAUUUUGUUUGUCAGAUUUCAGGUCAUUAUCUAACGACUGUAAGGAAAAGCCCCCCUCAUGCCCUGUUAUAUGCCUCAGAGCCCACUAAUACCCCUUUAGAUGCCUCAUAGAGACCCUUUAUAUGCCUUGAUGCACCACCAUGUUCUUGUUUAUGCUUCAUAGCCUCUGUAUAUGCCUCGAAGCCCCCUAAUGCCCCUUCAUAUGUCUCGGAGCCCCCUAGUGCCCAUUUAUAUGCCUCAGAGCCUCUUACUGGCUCUUUAUAUGCCUCGGAGCCCCCUAGUGCACCUUUAUAUGCGUCAAAGCCUCUUACUGCCCCUUUAUAUGCCUCGGAGCCCCCUCUAUGUCAGCCGGAGCCCUUCUUGUACCGUUUAUAUGAACUGGAGGAAAGGAUAAUAUUACAGAAUAUGGAGUAUUGUUUUAUCACUGCUUUAUUUUCCUUCAUGUUAUAAAAAUGUGCUCCUCUUUUUUUAAAUACAAUAGGGAUGUAGAUCAGUCUUUAAAGCAAAGUAUAACAUUGCUACAAUACUUAGAUAACAAAAUAUUCAGGUAUUACCAAGCUCUAUUAUUCACAAACAAGUGCGACAGUCACUGUGCUUACAGCGCCUUGAAUCCUGUUGGCUAUAUAAAUAAAAUUAUUAUUACACUGGGAA